AAUUAUACAACAUUUAAUGAAUUGACUGAUUGGUUGAGGUUUCAGUAGAAAUUUCAGUAAUUUUUACUGUCACAUUCAAAAAUUUUGAACGAGCUAGUUACAUUAGAAAAUGAAUAUAAAAAUGGUGGCAAAUGCAAAUGACAAAUCGCGUUCACAGGGUUGCUUUGAUAAAAUGUAUCUAGUUUGCACACGCAUUGUCACGCUUGCACUCUGGCAGCAACCUUAGGUUGAUGUCAGAAUGAGCGCGGAACGCGGACCGAAGCGAAGCGAUUCAAUGCGAUGUACUGUUUACAGGUUUGCAACUAGCUCGCACGCGCGCCUAGACGCUUUCACUCUGACAUCCACCUUACGGUGAAUCCAGAGAGACACGCGACGCGAAGCGAUGCGAAAGUUGACAGAUCGCAGGAGUUUUAUCCAUUUAAUUCCACCAGAAAAAUGACAUGGAUGUGCACGCGUGCGAGCUUGUUUCAUUCAAUCAAAGCAAAUAUGUCACAGUGAACGCGAAGCGAUAACAAUGUGUCGCCUCAAUACGCUUCACUUCGCUUCGCAAAACGCGUUCACUCUAACAGCAACCUUAGGAUGCAGCGAGAGUGAACGAGCGAAGCGAUGCAAUUCACUGCGAUGUACUGCUAACGCAUCGCAUUCACUGCGACAGCUAACUGAAUUACGAUUCUAUAUCGCACUACUCGGAUUCGAUAGCAAUAAUCCACAAACUUCCACGACUAAUCGUCUUAAAAUCAUGAACUUUAGAACAGUAUUUGUAUACCAACAUUUGAAAACAAUAUUCUUUGAAGAAGUGAUGUAUUUUUUUUUUAAUCUUCUGACAGCGACUUACGAGGCCCGAAAAUGGAUAUCUUUGUAAUCGAACGGCCGAUAAUAAUGAGUGACACCAUUAAGUAGAUGCCAUUUACGAUUUCGGCACUGAGCAAGUAGAACUUGCUAUAAUUUUGAGUUUUACUACCGGCGAUACUCAUAAAUCUAUAAAGCCAUCAUUGCAUCACGAUUUCAUUAAAGAAUCUUCGUCUGGUCACGUCUCGAACAUAGACAACUGUUAGGUGAAUUGAAAAAUCAGAUGUUUUAUGCUAUAUUGAUUUACUAAACAAUUGAGUAAUUUUUGCUUUUCAGGACUUUUAUUGCAAAAUCAGUGUGAAUCAGCCGCACGGUCCACCGAUGAUUAUAUAUAGCAUUUAAUAUUUUCGAUAAUUUCAACGUGAUAGUGUUAUUUGAGGCUAGUCUGGUUUCGUUAGCAGUUACCAAUUGGUAACAAAUGUAUUCAAAAAGUAUAAUAAAUAGAAAUACAUAUUAGCUAUAAUUGUGUUAUGGUGGUAAGACACAGUACGUUAAAUUUAUCUCAAUGCUUGAUUUCAAUUCGAUGUCCCUUGGUGGGAUAAAUAGAUUUCAGAUAAUAAACAGGCGGAGCAAAAGGCACGCUAUACGUUUCAAAAACCAGAAUGGAAUAUUCGAAUUGAUGAAUUUUGAACUUUGCUAGUAAAGUUUGUCCGGUUUCUAUUGCUAGACUGAGCAUUCUCCGCGACUCUCAUUCUAGCAACGAGGAUUUCAAGGCGGAUAUGCGUUUACGAGAAACCAACGAGAGUGACUGCGCCGUGUGCCGUUAGCAUCAAACAAGUAGCGAUUAUUUUCAUCGAAAUUCCAUGAUCCAUCGCAUUAGAGAAAAAUGCAUUCAACAAGAAUGAAAAAAUUUAAUUCUUUGCAUUCCCCCUCGGAAAAUCAAUUUAAUUUUUUCUCUCACCAAGUUGGUUUAACGUCGUAUUUGUAAACCUUUAUUAAUUCACCCAGUGGCCUUCAUCUGCCCUUAGUAAGUUUUUUCGAAAUAGAUUCUUUCAUAUCCGAGAAAUUGCAACAAAUUAGAAACACUGGGAUUUGUGGUUAUGUCACAAAUAUUGUUACAUCUCUCUAAUCGGAAAUGUUGGCCUUAACCCAUCCCAAUUUGAUUAAUAUUGUGAGCAUUGAAAUGAGCUUAAGUUCAUCUAAAUUCGUUGAGUCGUCUUCGAGAACAUUCAGCCGAUGUAAAAUAUGCGGUUAGUCGGUAAUGUCACUUAUACCAUAAUAUUUCCGAAACCGGACGUGGUAGUCAUUUGAUCUUCGAACUUGAUCCACAAUUCAAUAGUAGUUUUCAAACGAGACUAGACAUGUUAAAAUUAGCUAAGAUAUCUCUGAGAAAAAUGAGCGAUAAAUAAACAAAAAAAAAAGCAAUUAGAAAAUCUUGUAAAAAUUCACGUACACAGACGUUUUCCUAUUUCGUCGAGCUGAGUCGAUUUCUAUUAUAACACUAUGGGUGUCCAAGGGUCCGUUUGUAAGUCGGUUUUUCCAGCAAUUCUAUUGCCUUUCGAAUGCGAAUGGCAAAACCAUUGAUCUAUUCGCAUGCAUGAAUUCUGACCAUCAAGAAAAAAAAUAUAAAACGAAUUUUUGUAUAUAAAUGGAAAACUGUAUAUUUUAUAUGGAAACCUGUUACCAAUCCGAUUCAAGACUGAUUUAUAAAAAAGCGAAUGAAAAGUUUACAUAUAGCUUCAUCAAAUUGAGGCGACGGGUACAGCGUAAUGGGUAAGUCGAUGCAAAAGUUCCCAUCUGAGUCCAGAAAUGAUACUUUUGACCGCUUUUGCUGUGUGAAGAGGCAUUGUACUUCCCCAUGUCUUGUAAAUCAUUUUUAUUGAUUUUCGAUCAACGCUUGAUUCAAUUACAUUGCUACCGGUAGCUAUUAGUGUUUAAAGUUUCAUCUGGCUUGAAAAGUUGGUAGUACAAGACAAAUUUUUGUUCCCACUAAUUGCACCGCAGCAUUUUCAUUCCGAAGCGAUUGAGUCUUGCAGUUUAUGUCGAUGGUUGGUCAGGAUCGACUCAUGAUUUUCAGUGCUUGGGAUUCUCGAAAUCAAUCCAUUUCUCAUCUCCCGUCACGAUCUUUUUAUUUCAUGCUGUUCAUUAUUCAGCUAAUGAGAAACCCAUUUUCUCACCUUUGGAAUCUUUCCAAUGACGUGUAGAUGAUCGGAAACGACUUGAUUGCUAACGCUCUACUAUUUUUUUGUAAUUUUCCCUCGUUUUGCUUACUAGUUCGAGAAAAGGCAUUGAAGCUCUGAAAAUAUGUUAUCGUUGAGAUGGCUUAAAUUUGAGUUGAUGUUGAGCUUGAAAUAUUUCGAAAUAGAGGAAUACCAAUAGGGAUUACUCUAUUGUCUUAAAGCUGUUUUGACAGUGUAAAGUGACUCAUUUACUCAGUAUUGUUUGUCAAAUCAUCAUGAAUACGUUAAUUUUAGAACAACGCUUCCAAAUCGUGGAAAUUUAGUUUUAAAAUCAGUGUUCAAAUAAAACUGUUUUUGGUGCACAAAAAUUUGUUGGUGCACAAAAUCGUCUGCUUGAGACCAAAUUUCAGUCGAGAUUCACUCUUUUGGAUGCCAAGCCAUCGAUAAGAAUGAAAAGAGUGCGUACUGAAGAAAAUAUUGCUGUCGUUCAGGCCAGUGUCGAAGAAAACGACAAUUUAUCGAUUCGUCGUCGAACGCAAGAAGUUGGGAUUUGUACAUCCACUUUGAGGAAACAUUUGCGUAAAGAUUUCGGUUUGGUGCCAUUCAAAAUUCAACUGAUGCAAGAAUUGAAGCCACACGACCAUCGGAUGCGCCGAAGCAACGAAUAAUAUUGAAAAACUGUCACCUUAUGUGCUAUUCGCAUACAUUUGUAUGUCGGGUAAAAUUCAUAGUGCAACUCAAGCAAGGAGAGCUACUUCGUUCCUUUGUUAGUUCAUGAAUUUGUGCGCCAGUUGAUGACUGUGCUUCAUGAGGUUAGCAUUUAAUGAAUUGUUAUCAUAUUGCAAAUGCUUAUGAGAAAACUAAAUUCAUAGUUUUUAGUACCGAUGAUCAUUAAUUGCUGAACAUUGCUUUUAGUGUUUCUAGAAUUGGUACACAGGGAAAACUCCCAAAAAACAAAUUGAUCGUUUUGAAAAUGGGUUCAAAUGCAAAAUUUAUGCUAUACAAUGUUUGAAAUAUUUUUGAAAUGUGAUCAAAAUUGGUCUUGGAGUGCAAACAUUAUGUUCAAAAAUGAUUUCUGUAAACCUUCACUGAAAAACACCGUAAAAACUGCCUGUAUGAUCUUGCUUCGCGUCUUGUAGCACGCCGUGAAGCAAAGUUCUUCAUUCUCGUACAGUCGUAUGGAUGUGAACCAAAAUUUGGUUUCAACAGGAUAGUGCCACUUCACAGAAAGGAAUUAUGAAUUUUACAGGUGACAUAAUUCUACAAACGAUACAGUUCAUAACUACUAAACUUCUCAAAUGAUGCAAUAUUCCAUUCGUACAGAAAUUUACUGGCUCCGAGUGGAAUUUGCACUCGGCUAGCAAGUGAGACUGUAUGAACUUAUAUUCACGAUUUACCAGCCAAGCAGAUAUGCGCUUCUGUGGCUCAGUCGGCUAACUGGUGUGCUUUGUGAUCUAAUAAUUUUCGGUUCAAGUCGCGUUGUUGCUGUCGAUCUUUUGAUUUUUAUUCCAUUCGUUUUAACGCCAUGUAAUUUUCAAAUCACACAAUUUAUAUGUUCUUGAAUAUUAAUUUGUGUGAGAUAUGACGCUCCAUUUAUGUGCAUCUGAUAAGAUGUAAAAUCACAAGAAUUUUUCGAACUGUGUUGUCAUACUGCGGCCGAAACGAUCGACUUAUUGAAAGAACAUUUCAAUGACAACAUUAGUUUUCAAAAUAUUUGAUCACUCAUCUAUAAAAGAGUUUUGAAAUUAGUUUAGAAGUAUGUGUGUAAAAUUGCAGAAUUAGUCUUUUUAGGCUGCUUGCGAUAUUAUCUACAUACCUAGGAAAUAUCGUGUAAAUUUACGUCUUCUAAGACCGACAUAUACGAGCGUCAAAAAUGAUUCCUCUUUACAGUAGAUCUAACACAUAUUACUUUUACUCGGCUGCUGUAAAAGUAGUGUAUGUUCGACACAUAUGUAAAGCAUUCUUGUAAAAUUCAGUCUUUUUACGAAUUACGUUCUUAUGAUUUGAGUCAUAUGCGGAUUUACGUCACCUGUAAAUUUUAUUAAUUUUUGCUGUGUUGAGCUUAUCAAGGGACUUGUUUUUCGAUGAUUACUUUUCAGUGUGAAGAAACUUGAGAGGUUCACAGUGAUUACAGUACAAUAUAUGGCUGUUUUUUCACUUUCCGUUUUUGCUGUCUGAAUCGUAAUGGUUUCAAUUCAAGAAUAUAAAUUACGGAGAAGUUGGCAAUAACAUUUCUUUAAAAAGAGCUUUAACAACUGGUCUUGUACGCAAAAAUACGCUUCCAAAAUGGCACACUAAGUAUGGUGGUGCAACUGACUGGCCUGUCAGUCUUGCGGCUUGGACGGACAGGAAUAUAAUAAAGUUAUUACGUUUACCCACAAAACUCGAGAUCUGCCAACAAAAGCCACCACCGGCAAGUAUUCCAGUGACAGGGGGACUGCGAAAACUUUGUCGCUGCCGGAAAUUAACCAAGCUAUUCCAGUGUCCGGCCGACAAAAUUUCUUGGGACUUUGAAAUAGUUUCCGAGGUUCAGUUACGAGCAGUGAUAGCCCUGUCAGGAACCCAGCAAAGUUAAUCCGGUAGGCUCGGGUAAAUCGACUGCUAUACAUAUUUGCCAAACUCGUUCCGAAAAGGGGGGUGUUUAGAUUGUGCUAGAAGCUUCUUAAAGCGAAGUCUUUUUUUUGCUUGAACCACUGGGUUUGUUCGUGCUCAAAUUUUGUUACUGAAUUUUUGCAAACAAGAUGCCGACAUUUAUUCAUUCUAGAGGUUGGAUGUCAUCACGAAGAGAGAUAGAAUUGAUAGGAGUCUCGGCAGUUCCAUGUUUGAUUAAUGUUUGUAAUUACUAAAGUCGUCAGCGAAAUAAUUGCUUGCCGUUAAUAUAGUUUACGAGAUAGGAAUAUUCAUCAGAUUUUUCUCUCAUGAAUUAUUAAAGACAUAAGACAAGCCGAUGCAUUUAAUUUCUUACGUAAUUCAUUGCAAUUGUCUCAAGAUGACAUCAAUGAUUCCUGCCGGUCAAUGAUACUUCCCAUUCAUUGCUGCUAUGUCUUUAUUAUGCUAUGCCUUUCUUGAUUGAGUUAAUAGAAUGUUAAUAGGAAACCGAAAAAUUUAUCGUCGGAAAAAUAUAACUACCAACAAAACUAAUAUUUCUAAAUCAAUAUUCAGUUUUACAUGCGUCACAGCAUAUAGACAAACUCACUCACCAACGAAAAAAGUUUAUCUGCCCAGUCAAAAUCAUGCAUAAUUUUUCCAUGGAAAAAAUGUAUUCAAGAUAAUUCACUUCAUUUUCAUGACAGGACCAAGGGUGCGUUUCGAUUUACUGUCCUUUCCAAGCAUAUUGCAGCUGACUACAUGUUUUACGACUCACUCCACCCAUCAUCACUCAGCAUCAGGUUCAUCGUCAACAUCAACAAUAGGUUUAUCGGUACUACGAUGCGGCAGCAAUAAUACAGAGCAAAUAUUAUUAUUUCAUGUCUACCCGAGAGCAACUGGUCAGCUUGUGGGAAAUGGUUACUGGUUUUGGGUGAGGUGUCAGACGGUGAAGUGUUAUGGGGAGGGGGGCAGGUUAGCGGGUGAAUCGUUGCGAACCUAUCGAAGGAUCAGAAUUUGUGGAAAGUUCAUGCAAUGAGAAAACAAAAAUCCCAAAAAUACUGAAGCAGACAAGAAAAAAAAACGGAGCGAAACAUGUCAGAUAUAAAAGUUUAAUCAUUCGGUCGGUACCGAGUCGAGUCAGUGGUGCUUUUAUUUUUUGCUUCUCUGAUUGACACAGAAUAUCUCAAUGUUCUGCGUUUCGGAAAAGUUCGCACAGUUUGACGAGUGAAAAUGCGAGGGUGUCCAAACGAUUUCGGUAGCCUCGUCAGCACGGCGUAAACAGCGGAAGCUUUUAGUUGUAACGAUUUACUGCGGUCUGUUGGUUUAUGACGGUUGACGGUGUGGUUUGUGUGUGAAACUUGGAAAUGAUAAGCGGAAUAAUGCAUGACUACGGAGAAUUAGUCACGUGUCACGGAAUAUUCGCUACUUGAUGCAGUGGUCGUUUAUGUGAGAGAUAACUCGGUCAACCGAAAGAUUGAUUUGUAAAAUCGUUAAAAGAUAUACAUCGGUGGGAUCCGCUGACUAUGAUAAUCAGAGGUUCCAUCUAAGAGGGCUGCGGACUGCAGACCAUUUAUCAUCGACCGAGAACGGCAACAGAAAGACUAAUGCAGGAAACUCAAAGCGGCCUCUAGCGACUAAUUCUAUAUCACGAUAAUCGAACAUCUACUGUGCGACAGGAACACUUUGCCGAUUGGUGCCGAAGAGCGAGAUGAUUCCCUCUGGAGGAGAAAUAACACAUAAAAUCUCAACUUCGAGUAAAUAUGUGCACGGGAAAACUUUUCGCUUUGUCAAGAAACAAUUAACAGCAGUGUAGUGGGAUCCGGUGCGCUUCGGGAAAUGUAAAUAUGCCCUAUCUUAAUUAGAAAAAUAAAGGUGACCCCAAGCAGACGCUCGAGCCGGGAAGGACGUUCAAUUUGAUUACGGUGUGAAAACCUAGAUACCUGUUUACCAAAACAUAGGCGCGACUAUGUUAUGCUAGUUGGUGGAUGAGUGGAAACCGUAUCAGUGUCAAAAGAAAAAAACCCUAGUGCUACGUCUCCAGUAGCGAAACUUUGAAGUAUGAGCGCUGGCGAGCUACAUUUCAAUUACCUGUCAGCAGUAGCCUUCGCCAUUUUGGUGCUAUUCAUGAAAACUGCGCACGGGAUUGAUUGCUUCAAAUGCGUUUCGAUGAACGGAGCGAACAAGGCAUGCGACGACCCGUUCCACAACAACUACUCGACCGCAAUCCUGGAAUCACCCUGUAUGGGUGGGCGUAAGGGUCGAGAUGGACUGUUUCCGGCCACGUCCUGCAUUAAAAUUGCUGGUUAUUACGAUGACACCCGUGAAACAAUCACCGUUCGUGGAUGUGCCCUGGAUAGCGGUACAUUGACCACGGAUACGGAAAUCAUUCGGAUGUCCCAUUGCGGUCGGUUUUUCUAUGAUGAUAGAUACGUACAUGGAUGCUUACAGAGCUGCAACGAUGCCGAUGCUUGUAACCACAGUUCGCGGUUGGUGGUAGAUUCCUACCAGUUUAGUUUCUGGCUGGCAACACUGUAUCUCCUGCUGUACUACCACCGGCAGCGGAUUUUGUCCGCUCCACAGCAUCUAGGCCCCGGAAGCUAACAAAGUAGAACCUAGCCACUCUAUCAUCACCGUCAAGCAAAUAAUUUAUGAAACCAGUGCAUAGCCGUAGCGUUUAGUUAGCUUCAGAGGGCCAUUUGGUGGCGGUAAUUAUAUCAAAACUUGCUGCAUGCGAAUGCCGCAAUAGCACAGUGAUUUUUUAUAGCGUAACAUUUUGUCCCCGCUUUUCCAUUGUUUGUAUGUACACCUAAUCCUCACGAAAAUGUAGUGUUAGACGUUGCAAAUGUACCCGUGGUGGAAAAUUCGAAGAAAAUUGUCGACCAAACAGAAACAAUAUAUGCACUAGCUAGGCUGUAAGGACACACGAUCAAUUGAUUUAACAUGCUAUUGCUGCACCGACGAAUUGAAAAUCAAAAUGUAAAUGAUCAUGUCAUUUGUAACAACUUUUUCAACUAACAUUUAAGUACUCCUAGGGUGUAGAAAAAGAAAAUAAAUGUAAACUAUGACACAUUUAAAGUACAGAA
Messenger RNA from Malaya genurostris, 8641 nucleotides. RefSeq lists its product as uncharacterized. The transcript is spliced from 7 exons. Lineage: Eukaryota; Metazoa; Arthropoda; Insecta; Diptera; Culicidae. The coding region runs from base 7617 to 8159 and encodes 180 amino acids. The record is from RefSeq and is a predicted model, not a curated record.